This is a messenger RNA of Cokeromyces recurvatus, 727 nucleotides long. RefSeq lists its product as uncharacterized. Gene Ontology annotation, molecular function: DNA-binding transcription factor activity, RNA polymerase II-specific; RNA polymerase II cis-regulatory region sequence-specific DNA binding; zinc ion binding. The record is from RefSeq and is a predicted model, not a curated record. The annotation marks the transcript as partial. Gene Ontology annotation, biological process: negative regulation of transcription by RNA polymerase II; positive regulation of transcription by RNA polymerase II. The transcript has 2 exons. Lineage: Eukaryota; Fungi; Mucoromycota; Mucoromycetes; Mucorales; Mucoraceae.
AUUUUAUUUCAUUUUUACUUAUUCAUUUUAUUUUAAAAUGACUGUAAAAUCACCUUUUUAUAAUAAGCCUUCAACGGCUACAAGUGUUGAUUCAUGUCAUAAAUGUCCACUAAUACAAUCUUCUAGUUUAUCAUUCAAGACAGACGAUUUGAAUUUUUCACAAAAACAAGACCAGUCUACUGUAGCAAUCGUAACUGGCUUCGAACAAAUGAAGGUCUCUAGUACUUCCAGCAAUAACAACUCUAUUUCAGCCGUUAUUGGACCGUGCAACUCCAGUGUUGCGAAAUCGGACAUUGGAAGUACAGUUGUUCCCUCCCCUUCUUGUUCGAAUUGUGGUACCACUACCACCCCUUUAUGGCGUCGAUCUCCUCUUGGAGAAAUCAUUUGCAAUGCAUGUGGUCUUUAUUAUAAGGCUCGUAAUACUGCACGUCCUAUUUGGUUAAAAAGAAAUGCUUCAAAGCGUUCAAAACAUGUUUCUGUAAGCCCUGUCGCCACCCUUGCUCCUCGUCUUUCACGUCCUCCCCUUAACAAUCAUCAUAAACAGAGUCCAGUAGAUACGCCACUAGAAGAUUCGAUUCAUUUCAUUUGCGCUAAUUGCCAAACUUCAACAACCCCACUUUGGAGACGUGAUGAAUUGGGUCAAACGAUUUGUAACGCUUGUGGACUUUAUUUUAAACUACAUAAUGUACAUCGUCCUAUUUCAAUGAAACGCUCAACUAUUAAACGU